Messenger RNA from Magallana angulata, 1082 nucleotides. RefSeq lists its product as uncharacterized. The record is from RefSeq and is a predicted model, not a curated record. The transcript is spliced from 4 exons. Gene Ontology annotation, biological process: vesicle-mediated transport; intracellular protein transport. Bases 73 to 642 code for a protein of 189 amino acids. Gene Ontology annotation, molecular function: GTP binding; GTPase activity. Lineage: Eukaryota; Metazoa; Mollusca; Bivalvia; Ostreida; Ostreidae. Gene Ontology annotation, cellular component: cytoplasm; plasma membrane.
UAAUCAUUCUGAUAAUAUUACUGAUCAUACAAGAUAGACCUAGGUGAAAGAAUUUUAUAAAAAUACAGGAAAAUGGGUUUAUUUCUGUCUAGACUAUACUCUGUAUUUGAGUCUUUUAGUUCCGAGACACCAGCAAGAAUCCUUAUGCUGGGCUUAGAUGCUGCGGGGAAAACAUCGAUUUUAUACAAAGUGAAACUAAAUGAAAACGUGCACACCAUUCCGACCAUUGGGUUUAACGUAGAGACGGUGGAGCCGGUAAAAGGCGUGUCCUUCACGGUGUGGGACGUCGGCGGACAGAACAAAAUCAGACCUCUGUGGAGAAUAUACUAUCAGAAUACAGAAGGGUUGUUAUUUGUUGUGGACAGCAGUGAUAGGGAACGAAUCGCCGAAUCACGUGAGGAGCUGUUCGGGAUCCUGGACACUGACGAAAUGAGGGAAGUUCCUGUGGUAGUGAUUGCCAACAAACAAGAUUUACCAAAUGCAUUGAAACCAUCUGAGGUUGCAGACCUAAUGACUCUGCAUAAACUCACAUCACGGAAAUGGUACAUCCAGGCUGCGUGCGCAAAAACGGGGGAAGGACUCUUUGAAGCCAUGCGUGAAAUGUCGAAAAUGGUCAAAGAGUUCAAAGCCAAAUCUCGUUGAUCUUUACUCAACUGUAACAACGGGGAUUGAUUUUGCCAAACUAAUGCGAAUCUAGAUCAACGUGUUCAAGUCCUGCUGGUGAUUUCAGUGUUUGAUCCGCCCCCAUGCAUUCUCUCCGUCCAGAAUUUCCGUACACGACGGACAUGUGUUAUUAUAGUUUGGACCAUGUAAGACACUGUAAAUUGUACACAGAAGUGGUCAAAAGAGACAUGCCUUUGUAAUAUGUCAUAAUUUUUAUUUAUGCUUUAAUUGUAUAACUGAAUAUUUUCAUUUUUUUUGGUCUGAGAUUGUGUAACAGUGAAUGGUGAACCGCUAUUUGUGAUGACAAUAAAAAGACAUCUUCACAGGGAUCGAUACUUAAUGUCAAAUCCUGAUGUAUUUUCACAUCUGUAUUGUAUUACAAUGUGCAUCUGUAAUGUUGUUUCAAGAAUAAAUUUCAA